Messenger RNA from Chiloscyllium plagiosum (whitespotted bambooshark), 1207 nucleotides. RefSeq names its product peptidylprolyl isomerase E (cyclophilin E) (gene ppie). Gene Ontology annotation, molecular function: cyclosporin A binding; peptidyl-prolyl cis-trans isomerase activity; RNA binding. Gene Ontology annotation, biological process: protein peptidyl-prolyl isomerization; protein folding. The record is from RefSeq and is a predicted model, not a curated record. NCBI's taxonomy places the organism in Eukaryota, Metazoa, Chordata, Chondrichthyes, Orectolobiformes, Hemiscylliidae. Gene Ontology annotation, cellular component: mitochondrion; cytoplasm.
UAGAAAGUUAGCUUGCGUGUUAUUUUUUUCUCUUCAUUGACACGGUUAUUUUCAAGUUCGUAUAAUUCAUGUUUGAAAAGGAACUGGUUAAAGAAACCAAGCAUUGAGCAAGUGUCAGGGUCAAAGGCUGGAGUUGAGAGGGUAAAGUUCAAGAGAAGAUGGCGUCGACCAAGCGGGUGCUGUACGUGGGAGGUCUUGCUGAAGAGGUAGAUGAGAAAGUGCUUCAUGCAGCUUUCAUUCCAUUUGGAGAUAUCAUGGACAUUCAAAUUCCACUGGAUUAUGAAACCGAAAAACACAGAGGUUUUGCAUUCAUUGAAUUUGAAAAUGCUGAGGACGCUGCAGCUGCCAUUGAUAACAUGAAUGAAUCUGAACUUUUUGGAAGGACAAUCCGAGUAAAUCUGGCAAAACCCAUGCGGAUUAAAGAGGGAUCCUCAAGAGCAGUGUGGUCAGAUGAUGACUGGUUGAAAAAGUUUGCUGGUAAAACUCUAGAAGAGAAUGAAAAUGAAGAGCAGGGAGGAAAUGAUGGAAGUACACAAACACAGGAGGGUGAACCACCAGCCAAAAAAACAAGAACCAAUCCUCAAGUUUACAUGGAUAUUAAAAUUGGCAACAAACCUGUUGGCAGGUUACGUUUUUUAUUACGAGCUGAUAUCGUUCCAAUGACUGCAGAGAACUUCCGUUGUCUCUGUACACACGAGAAAGGAUUUGGCUUCAAAGGCAGUAGUUUCCAUCGCAUCAUCCCACAGUUCAUGUGUCAGGGUGGUGACUUCACCAACCAUAAUGGAACCGGAGGGAAAUCCAUCUACGGCAGAAAGUUUGAUGAUGAAAACUUUAUCCUAAAACACUCAGCACCAGGUUUAUUAUCGAUGGCAAACUCUGGAAUAAACACAAAUGGAUCUCAGUUUUUCAUUACCCUUGACAAAACAGACUGGUUGGAUGGAAAACAUGUGGUAUUUGGGGAAGUGGUGGAGGGAAUGGAUGUAGUCAAACAGAUCGAAGCUCAAGGUUCUAAAGAUGGAAAACCAAAGCAGAAAAUGAUCAUCUCGGACUGUGGAGAAUAUGUGUGAUUCCAGUCCCUGCAAAGCAUGGUUUUGGGACAUUCCAAUCUUUUUAUUAUAUUCAGUGUUAUCUGUCAAGAUUUGUAACUGAUGUGAACACUUGUAAAUACCUUGUAAACAACGUAAAGUAAAAUAUUUGUUUUCUAAAA